Python bivittatus (Burmese python) is the source of this 582-nucleotide messenger RNA. The record is from RefSeq and is a predicted model, not a curated record. NCBI's taxonomy places the organism in Eukaryota, Metazoa, Chordata, Lepidosauria, Squamata, Pythonidae.
AUAGUCAAAGCCAACAAUCGGGACCUCUCUUAUAUGCUCCUGGUCUCCCUUCUGCUUUCCUUCUUGACCUCCUUCCUCUUCACUGGCCAGCCAAGGACAGCCACUUGCCUUCUGCGACAAACUGCCUUCAGUAUCAUUUUCUCACUCGCUGUCUCUGCUGUCGUGGCCGAAACAGUCACAGUAGUGUUAGUGUUCAUGGCCACAAAACCAGGGAAUAAAGUGCAGAGAUGGUUGGGGAAGAGCUUGGCCAACUCCAUUGUCCUUUUUUGCUCAGGUGUCCAAGUUGUUAUCUGCAGCAUCUGGCUGGGCACUUCUCCCCCCUUUCCUGAGUCUGACACGAACUCCCAAUCUGGAGAGGUCAUCCUGCAGUGCAAUGAAGGUUCUGUCCCCCUGUUUUACAUUGCCCUCAGCUACAUGGGUUUCCUCGCUGCCAUCUGCUUCUUGGUGGCUUUUCUGGCCAGGAACCUCCCUGGAGUCUUCAACGAAGCCAAGCUGAUCACCUUCAGCAUGCUGGACAGUGCGGUCUUAUCCACCACCAAAUAUGCUGAUGAUAUGCAAUUGGACAUCUUGACCCUACAAUGA